AAUAUUAAAUGUAAUAACAAUAUACAACUUAAAAACAAUUGUAUUACUAAAACCCUCCCACAUAUUAUUAAUCACUUCCCAAAUAUCAUCCUAGCUUCACUAACCUUUAUUCCUUAGUUUCCCCAUCCUUAUUUGCAUAUAUAAAAUUCUAAAAACAUAUAAAGUUUCAAUCUUGGCGAGAAAAGAUGGCCUCGAGGAGUGACUAUGGUGAAGAAAGCAUGACACAAGUUUCAGUGUUGCAAGAUGGAUUUUGUGCGAGUCGAAUACUCUCGAGGGAGUCAUCCAUUGGCAAAUCUUCGCGAAUUUAUUAUCGGUCGGCUGAAGGGAUCCCCUUCAAGUGGGAAUCCAUGCCGGGGACGCCGAAACAUCCCCAAGAAGACGAUGUUGUGCCACCACCUAGUCCUUCGCCAUUGAUGCAAAGCUUGGGGCUUUCCUUGCCCAACGUGGAUCAUGAUAAGCCUCAAAGAGUCCCUUUGAAAACAUUUAAGAUUGGGAAUCUUAAAGAAAUCAUGAAAAGAAGGAUCAAUUUUGACGUGGAGAUGAUGCUAGGAAAAAAAAAUAAAAAGAAGCCUGGAGCUUGUGUAGAGGUAUUGGAGGUAGUUAAGGAUUCGAGUGUUUCUUCUUCUGCUUCGACUUGUUUGUCCGAAUCAUCGUCCUUCUCGUCCCACAGCCGCAUGUGGGAUUUAUCCAUGAACGAUGGCCCGUUUUGUUGCAGCCCUUGGAGCAUUCCUUCGGUUGAAGGCAAGACAAGAAUAUACUACUGCAGCGGCAGCCACGACGACACGGCAUUUGCAAUGGAAAAAGAAGAAGUUGAUGAUGAUCAUGAGGAUGAUUCAUUAUUCCUCAAUAGGAUCCUGCCAAGAUUACCUUCGGGCGACCUUUCAGGCCCUUCUUCACAUGACAUUAAUAAUAAAAGAGCUGCUGCAGUCGGAGUUCCUUUCCAGUGGGAAAUGCAACCGGGAACGCCAAAAAGGCAGCUGCCGGAAAAUGAUGACCUGAUCCCACCUCAGAGACAGCUUGCUCUUCCACCCCCGAAAGCAGCCAUUGUCAGAAAGGGGCCCUGGACGAGAACUGCCUGGAGUUGGAUUAAGGACAAGGGACGAGGAACUUCAAAAAUGGGUACUGCAACUGCAAUCAGCCACCGGAAAACAACUAAGUUUGCUCUGUCCUGGAGAUACUUUAAGUCAUCAAGCUAAUCUUAGGCUUAAUUUGUAGUGAUCUAUCUAUCUAUCUAUACAUAUAUAUAUGCCUUAAUUUACAAUUUAAAUAUUUAUAUAUAUUGCCAUGAAUAUAUAUUUAUAAUUGGAAACAUACAUGUACCCGCGGCGGAUAUAAUCAGAAUUUUUUUUUUUUUUUUUUUUUUUUUAUUAUGACGCGGGAAAUAUAAUGAGAAUUGUUGAUUAUACAUAAUUAUGUUUAUGUUGUGUGCGGUAUAUUUACUA
Andrographis paniculata is the source of this 1442-nucleotide messenger RNA. RefSeq lists its product as uncharacterized. Lineage: Eukaryota; Viridiplantae; Streptophyta; Magnoliopsida; Lamiales; Acanthaceae. The coding region runs from base 186 to 1196 and encodes 336 amino acids. The transcript has 2 exons. The record is from RefSeq and is a predicted model, not a curated record.